This is a messenger RNA of Brassica napus (rape), 1436 nucleotides long. Its product is annotated as ethylene-responsive transcription factor ABI4-like. Gene Ontology annotation, molecular function: transcription cis-regulatory region binding; DNA-binding transcription factor activity. NCBI's taxonomy places the organism in Eukaryota, Viridiplantae, Streptophyta, Magnoliopsida, Brassicales, Brassicaceae. Gene Ontology annotation, biological process: response to stress; positive regulation of DNA-templated transcription. Bases 134 to 1087 code for a protein of 317 amino acids. Gene Ontology annotation, cellular component: nucleus. The transcript has a single exon. The record is from RefSeq and is a predicted model, not a curated record.
AGCACACCGCCCUAAUCCACCAUUCACAACGGUGACAUUCAAACACACUUCUGUCUCUCUUUCUUCUUGAUUCGUCCUCUCCAUUUUCUCAAUUUCUUUAAUCUCUUUCUUUGUCCUUUCUUCUUCUUCAUCUAUGGACCCUUUACCUUCCCAACAAGAACAACAACACAAUCUUGACGAUACUAUCCAACAAACCCUAGCCCAAAAUCCUCAAUCCGAUUCCACCACCACCACCACCGACUCAGCCUCUCCUGCUCAACAACGCAAACGCAAAGGUGGUCCUGAGAACUCCAAGUUCCGUUACCGUGGCGUCCGACAAAGAAGCUGGGGAAAAUGGGUCGCCGAGAUCCGUGAGCCACGUAAACGCACUCGCAAGUGGCUUGGUACUUUCGCCACCGCCGAAGACGCCGCACGUGCCUACGACCGAGCCGCCGUUUUUCUUUACGGGUCACGUGCUCAGCUCAACUUAUCCCCUUCCUCUCCUUCGUCGGUCUCUUCUACUUCCUCAUCCGUAUCCGCCGCUUCCUCUUCUCCUUCAUCCUCUUCUUCCUCCACUCAAACCCUAAGACCUCUCCUCCCUCGUCCCUCCGCCGCGUCCCUAGCCUCAUCCUUCAUCCCGUGCGGUCUGCCUUUUACCAACAACAUAUUCCUUUCUGGUGGGACCUCUACGUUUUGCCCUAGUUAUGGUAUUUUCCCUCACCAACAAACUCAGAUGACGCAAGUGGGACAGUUUCAGCACCAACCGUAUCAGAAUCUUCACUCUUGUAAUAACAAUAACAAGAUCGGUGACGUGGAGCAGACAGAUGUUCCGUUAGUUAAUUCGGCGUCGUUUCAUCACGAGGUGGCUUUAGGGCAAGACGAAGGAGGAAGUGGUUGUAAUAAUAACAACAACUCAAUGGAUAAUUUGAAUUCUCUGGUUGGUUCGGUCGGUUCAACGGUUGUUGAUCCGGUUAGUUCAAUGGGUAUGGAUCCGGGUUACAAUAUCGUUCGGGAUGGAUCUUCACCGGUUUGGCCUUUUAGCGGAGAAGAUGAGUAUAGUCAUUGGGGGAGUAUUUGGGAUUUUAUUGAUCCCUUGCUUGACAUUUGAUGUACGAUCGAUGAGAGUAACUCCAAGGGUUUGUCAAGAGCAUUGAAGAUUCUGAAGAUUCACAAGGAGAUUUUACAUUCGAUGAGGAGUUUUUUGCAUGGACUAUUUUGGAGGAUUUUUUUGAUAAUUUGUUUUGAUCGAAACAUAUAGAGAUAAUUAAGAGGCUAUUUUUUUCUGUUUUGGAGAUCUUUUAUUUAUAUUUCAGGGAAUUCGUAAAGGAGAUUACGGUUCCAAUAAAGUAUAUACAUAUGUGGAAGAAGAAGAGAUGGUGGAAUGUUUUAUGAGAUUUAUUUCUUCAGCACUUCAUAGAGCAUCUAAUAGGAUGCACAUUAUAAAUUCGUUUUUGACU